Anopheles gambiae (African malaria mosquito) is the source of this 5416-nucleotide messenger RNA. It is a transcript of the gene CenB1A, whose product is annotated as arf-GAP with coiled-coil, ANK repeat and PH domain-containing protein 2. The transcript is spliced from 5 exons. Lineage: Eukaryota; Metazoa; Arthropoda; Insecta; Diptera; Culicidae. Gene Ontology annotation, cellular component: cytoplasm. Gene Ontology annotation, molecular function: protein binding; GTPase activator activity. The record is from RefSeq and is a predicted model, not a curated record. Bases 1290 to 4244 code for a protein of 984 amino acids.
GCAAGUGUGGCACAAACGUACGAUAAACGCAUACACACCGAAUGGGACUGUCAGCUGCCCUGCGUGUGUCUCGCUCUCGCCCAAACCGUAUCGUGCUCGUGCUCUUGCUUGCGAAGCCUUGCUGUCAGUUGUAGCAAAACGCAAUUCCCCCAAAUGUGUGUGUGUCUGUGUGUGUCGUCUCCCUUUUCCCCCACCUCGACACCUAGGCAGCCAGUGCAAACCGUUCCAUGCAAAACACAAUACCAACCCCAUUCCCCGUGAAGUACGCCGUGCGUGCGUGCGUGCCAGUGUUUUGUUUGUGUUUUGUUUGUGUUUUUUUUUGUGCGUGUGUGAGUGUGUGUGAUUCGUUUUCCCUCUGUGCGUUUGCAUGUAAGUUAGGACGCUCUGCCCGAAUUUCCCGGAGCGAUCGAUUCCGCCCCGGGCUCGGUUCCGCUUUGGUGGCGACGACGAGACACGAUCGGAUCGAUCUUGGCUGGAGGUGACGGAUGACUUUGAUAUACACACACACACCCGUAUGUGUGUGUGUGUGUUGCUGCGUUAGUCAGACGGUUUCGGACGGAGGGUGUGCCCUGCUGCGGUCCCACUGUGUGUUAGUUUGGUUGCAUUCCUUGAGCUGAACGUCUUCCCCGCAUCGGAAGCGUCGGCAACAAAGUCAACAAACGGCUCUUGGGCGCGUUGGGAGCUGUGUCUCGCUGGCAGUGGUCCCCAGGCGUUAGUCAUUAGCACGAGAAGUGCAUUAGUCGCUUGAUGACAGCAUGUUUUCGUAAGCGAUCCAAAACACUCACACACAGCAGUAGUAAGCACAGGGUGCACUUCUCGAGACAACUCCAGUCGGUCGCGGAACGCCACGACUUCCGGCUCGCAAAGAACCUCCCCAACCCCCCCCCCCCCCCUCCGAACUGAUAUCGCUUAUCGGUGGCCUGCGGACGCCUUGCUGGAUGGUGAGUAACACAGUAUGUGCACUUUUCGCUCUUCCGUAUUCUUCACUGUCUGCUGUCUCUUUCUAUCGUACACGUUUUCCCCCACCAUUCGUACCACGCACACACGCGCGCGCUCGACCGCCAACCGAUCGGAACGGUCCGUCGAUCGAAGUGACAGAGCGCUUAGACCACUCCCCCCCCCCUUGUCUACAGUGAAAAAGCCCCACACUGCAACACGUUUGCAACGCGAAACCCUCCCCCCGCCCGCAACCGCACCGUGUCAACUCGUUCGUCAUUCAAAACUGGCGCCGCGCGCCACAACGAUCAAACCUGCGUGCGCAUAGUGGCCCGCCCAACGCUGCCCCCGCCAUGGCACAGUGCAAGAUUGAUUUUGGCGAGUGCCUCAAGGAUUCGCCCAAGUUUCGGUUACGGCUCGAGCAGGAGGAGUCCGAGAUCGAGCACCUGGAAUCGAAGCUGGAGAAAAUCAUCAAAGCGUGCAGCGCGGCAGUGGACAGCGGCAAGGAGUACAUCCGGCACCAGAGCACGUUCGCGACCUCGCUCUGGGAUCUGCAGAAGCACUUCCAGGACAGCAAGAACUCGACCAACGCGCUCGCCCAGCUGAUCCAGCUGCUGCAGGAGAUGAACCGGUACCACACGACGCUGCUCGACCAGGCGAACCGGACCGUGCUGAAGAAUCUGACCGGCUUUCUGCGGCGCGACAUCCGCGAGGUGAAGGAGUACCGGCAGAUCUUUAACAAGGUGUCGGAAAAUUUGGACGCGGCCGUCUACAAAAAUUCCCAGGUCAGCCGGAACCGGCCCGCCGACGUGCUCGACGCGGAGAACGUGCUGUCCGCGUCGAAGACGUGCUUCAACCAUACCGCGCUCGACUACGUCAACUACAUCACGCUGCUGCAGAACCGCAAGCGGCACGAGAUACUGGGCACGCUGCUGAGCUACCUGCAGGCGUGCAGCACCUACUUCCACCAGGGGUCGGACCUGUGCGAGGACUACGGGACGUUCUUCAAGAGCCUGGACGAGGAGAUUGGCGUGAUGCGGUCCGAGUACGGCGUGCUGGACAAGCAGAUGCAGAACCGGCACACGUGCGUGAACGAGCCCCGCUCGGACGGAGACGGGGGAGGAGCAGAUGCGAGCGGUGCUGCUGGUGGUGGCGGUAGUGGAGCAGGAGCCAGUGAGCAUAGGCCGGGUGUGGAGGCCGGUGGCGAAAGUGGCGGCGGCGGCGGCGGCGGCGUCGGUAGUGACGGUGGCGCCCGCACACCAAGCUACAUGGAGGGCUACCUGUUCAAGCGCACCUCGAACGCGUUCAAGACGUGGAACCGGCGGUGGUUCUGCAUGCGCGACAAUCAGCUGUUCUACCGGAAGCGCACCGGCGAGGAGCUGCCGACCGUGAUGGAGGAGGACCUGCGGCUCUGCACCGUGCGCCAGCUGGCCGACUCCGACCGGCGCUACUGCUUCGAGGUCAUCUCACCGACCAAAUCGCACAUACUGCAGGCCGACUCGGAAGCGAUGAUGAGCGCAUGGAUCAAGGCACUGCAGAAGGGCAUCGAUUCGGCAAUUCAGCACAACAGCGGGUACAGCAGUGACAUGCGCGGGCUGGCGGCGGGCGGCGGCCCGGGCGGCGGUGUCGGCGGCCCCGGUGGCAGUGGCGCGGCGGCGGCAUCCGACAGUGGCCGGCCGGGCGAUGGGCGCACGGACGCCAGCGGCCGAGAGCGUGCCGGCACGGGCCGCGCUUCGGACGGUUCGCGCAAGGGCUUCAAGAAGAUCAACUGGACGCAGAUGCUGAAAAUACCCGGCAACUCGCGGUGCGCCGACUGUGGCAAUGCCGAUCCGCGCUGGGCCUCGAUCAACCUCGGCAUCACGCUGUGCAUCGCGUGCUCGGGCGUGCACCGCAGCCUCGGCGUGCACUACAGCAAGGUCCGGUCGCUCACGCUGGACGUGUGGGAGCCGGAGAUACUGCGCGUCAUGAUCGAGCUCGGCAACGACGUGAUCAACCGGGUGUACGAGGGCAACGCGGCCCGGCUCGCCCGGUUCGAUCGGGCGACCGACAACUGCGAGAUCGCGGUGCGCGAGGCCUGGAUCCGGGCGAAGUACAUCGACCGCCAGUUCGUGGUGCCGCUCGGCGGGCUCGGCAGCGGGGCGGCGGCGGCCGGGCCGGAGGACAGCAGCACCUCGUCCUCGUCGCUAUCGUUCAAGAGCCUCGGGGCGGACAGCUCCAAGUUUCCGGAGAAGUGGAGCAUCAAGAAGCUGCGCCGGCGCAGCUACCGCCAGCUGCUCCGCCGCACCAAUGCGCCAAGGAAGGGCGGCGGCAGCGGCGGCGGCGGGGUAGUGCAGGAGCAGGAGGAGGAGGAGGAGGGAGAUGAAGCGUAUGAACAGGCGUCCUCCCGGCUGCCCGUGACCGAUCUCGAUGGCGAUUCCGAGCCGGACGAGGAGGAGGGAGAGGAGGGAGAGGGGGCGGGUGGAGCGUCGGGCGCGAAAAGCUGCCCGGACGCGGACGAGAAGGACGUGCUGGCCCGGGUGCCGAAGCAGUUCGCCGACAUACUGCUGAUCGGCGAUAACAUCCUCACCGACGAUCACAACCUGCCGGACGAGGAUCUGCUGCUGCUCAACUCGGACCAGGAGUCCACGAGCGGCGAGGAGGACAACGCGAUCAUGGAGUGCGAGGAGCUGGAGCGGCUGUCGCCGAACUAUCUGCUGUACAAGGCGGCGAGCGGCCACAAUCUGCCCGUGAUGAGCCAGGCGCUGGCGCUCGGCGCGGACAAGAGCUGGGCGAACCCGCACGACGCCGACCGGACGCCGCUGCACGCCGCCAUCCUGUCCGGCUCGGUCAUGUCGUGCGAGUUUCUGCUGCUGAACGGGGCCGCGAUCAAUGCGACCGACCGGUACGGCCGCACGCCGCUGCACCUGGCCGCCGAGCAGGGUUCGGCGGCGCAGGCCUACCUGCUGCUCAAGCACAAGGCGCGCUACGACAUCGCGGACGUGGACGGGCGCCGCCCGAUCGAUGUGGCGGUCGAGAAGGAGGACGCGGACAUCGUGACGCUGCUCCGGCUGACGCUGCUGAACGACGAGAUCGGGUCCGGCGAGGACGGGGAAGCGUACGCCGGCGGCGACUCGACCUACGUCGCGGUGAUGAACGAGUUUUCCCACCUCGCCAGCAAUCAGCCCCAGCGGCUGCAGCGCAAUCGGCACCAGCAGCAGCAGCAGCAGCAGCAACAGCAGCGACAGGCACUAGCGGCCACCGACGAUUCCCACCCGCUGGAUCUGGAUGCAACUUCGCAAGCGAAGAGCAACGCCGUGAGCGAGCUGUGAGUCGUCCGUCGUCUGCACACGAAUCUCUUGCUGCUACCCGGACGAGAGAAGAGGGCAAAGGAAACACACACCGCAGUGCUCGAUUGUUUUGAUGUGCAGUGGGGGAUGAGAAGCAAACGAAAAGAAAGGGGAGUAGCUUUCAUUUCCCCAUUAUAUCCCCUGACCGAACUCUGCGAAGUCUUAUCGUGAUGAAGUUUUGUUUUUCUUUUUUUUCUUUUUGUGUGUGUGUGGAAUAGAUUCCGUUUAGUGUUAUUUACAAGCAAAGGCAGUGGGAAGGGGGAAACUCUAUCUAUAAACAAAAAUAAUUACCCCAGAAUGUAAGCGCAAUAAUGUUUCAUGUUUAGAAACUGUUUAAAACUGUUUUUUCGUUCUCAUUUUUGUUCUUGUGAGAGCGUUUUUGUUAGUCGGCUUUUGCCCGCCAAAGGAAAACGGACGGCCUGCCUAGUAUUUGUACGUGCAUUUAAUGCUAAUCUCUUCCGCUGCUCCCUGCCCUUCACAAAACAAAAUUAAUUUUGCCCCAUUGGUGUGCUUUGUGUUGUCCGUCCCCCGUUCAUUAAGUGUUGUCCAUUUCUUUUUUCUUUUUAGCGUAAUAAUUAUUUUACAUUGUAUUUUGUUGGCACCCGAUAUGUAUUGGAUUUUAUUCAGCACCACAAGAGCACGUUUUUCUUUGCUUUUUUUUGUUAAGAGAAGAAAAACACAUACACGCAUCACACAAACUAACACGUUGACACGGUUUGUUGCAAGCGGUAGAGGUCGAACAUCUGCCCAACGUCUAAUCGACUGUUCUAGAAACUAAAUCUAGAAACAAACAAAAAAAAACAUGCCUUUAAGAGGGGUUAUUGGGCGGUUAUUUUUAAAUGUAUUUUUGUUUUUUUUGUUAAGUGAAGCCUCUAGUAUUAGCACAACAAAAACCACUUUACCCGUUUCCGGCCCUUCUUCGUGAGUGUGUGUGUGUGAGAGAGAGAGAGAGAGAAAGAGAGAGAGAGAGAGAGAGAGACCGAUGCCCUUGGACAGCCAACACACGGAAAAGAAAGUCUCUCUCUCUCUCACACACACUCUAUCUCUCGAUUACGCAAUCUCGAGCCUAGAGCAUCGUAUGUUAAGAAGAUGUUAUAAUGUUAAUCUAUUAAUCUUGCACCAAAAAUAAAUGGGGAAAAUGAGACAAACGCAAA